CUAUUGUUCAGGCCCUAUGGUUUUCGACUAAACCCUUCAAGCAGUCACGGGCUAUCAUUUUUCACAGAUAUUACGUACGAGACUCCCUUCAUCAAGGCGAUAAACCGCAGCAAGAAAACCGACGAUCAUCCCUCGGUUGCUUUUCCUACACUAUUGACGAACGAACGGACCGUAGGAGUCCGCAGGUCGCCCACCGAAUUGUGGCCGUAACUCCUAAAUGGCAAUCACACACCUUGGUUGCUACCAUAUUACUACUACCUACCUGGAUGCAUUCCAUCGGUCAAGGUAUAUUGUCCACCAUUGCCAUUGGUGUAGGUGGCCUGAGCAGCGCCAUCCGUCCACCAGGAGUAGUAGUACCCAUUGGAAGUACCAGUAGAGCUGGGGGUACCAGAGCGUUCUUGGAGAAGACCGAAGCCUUCAAUAUCCCGUUCUGUGACAUUCGUUGGGACAGCGAGGGCGCCAAGAAUGCUAGUGGCAGCGAGAACGAGGUGGGUGAAGGAGACCAUUCUGAUAGCGGUAACAGUAGCCUGAGGGUUCUGUUGGCUAACUAG
Molecule: messenger RNA, 551 nt
Organism: Acaulospora colombiana
Lineage: Eukaryota; Fungi; Glomeromycota; Glomeromycetes; Diversisporales; Acaulosporaceae
Source: the annotation of a GenBank genome assembly